CACAAAAAAAAAAAUCAUUUAUGAAAACUUCACCAGCUCCUUCACUUCUCCUCUACAUUUCUCUCAUCGCUUCAUCACCAUUUCUCCGUCAUUUCUCCACCACUUCUUCAACUAUGUAAACUUCAUCUACUUUACGAGAUUCGGAAUCGAGAUAGCCAUUUUAAGGUCACGGAUUCGAUUGGCGGAAUUAAUGGCUAAUGCUUAAGCCUGCAGGAUAGAUUGCCUACAUUACACCCCUUGGUGUACGGUCCUUCAUGGACUCCCUCGACAUAAGAGAAGUUUUUAGUAUAAUGUAAAAAUUGCUUAAAAUUUGUGUUAAGUUAGAUUCUUUGGCCCAAAAACAAAUUUUCUUUUCGUGUUUGACUUUGUAAUGCGUCGAAUGAGUAAUCCUGUUAUGAAUUACAUCAUAUUGUCACAAGGAAUGGGUAUACCAGUAGGAAAAUUGGCUCUGUAUACUGUAUUCGGAGGAGUCAGACCUUCAGCGUGUGUACCGAUAACCAUUGAUGUGGGAACAAAUAAUGAGCAACUAUUGAAAGACAAGUUCUACAUUGGACUCAGACAAAAAAGAGCUACUGGCGAGGAAUACUACAACUUUCUUGAAGAAUUCAUGAAGGUUGUGAAGCAAAUCUACGGCGAAAAAGUUCUUGUACAGUAUGAAGAUUUUGCGAAUCAUGACGCUUUUGAGUUGUUGGUGAAAUAUGGUACCACACAUUUGGUAUUCAAUGAUGAUAUACAGGUAUGCUGCUUUUCUUUUGGCCUGAUCCCAUUAAUGCUGCAGGGGACAGCUGUUGUGGUACUUGCGGGGCUUGUUGCAUCGCUUAAGCUGCUUGGAUGGUCCUUAGUUGAGCAUACGUUCUUGUUCUUUGGUGCUGGAGAAGCUGGAACUGGUAUAGCUGAAAUCAUAGCACUUGCAAUUUCAAAAAAGGGUUAUCAUGGCGAUACGUCAAAGACCUUUUUCUGUGGUGACGUGAGUGAAUCCAUAAAGCGGCUUGUAAAGGUGACUGAGGAGUGCUUGCACUAUGGAAGUGCUGUUUGCAGAGAUGGUGCUCUUUAUAGGAAGAUAGGAAAGAGGAUCAGUGAACAUGCUGAAAAAUUUGGUUAUGGUGUUGUUGAUCGUUUUGUUGGACAUGGUAUUGGGACAGUAUUUCACUCUGAACCACUCAUAUUUCAUCACCCCAGGUGAUGUUCCAUGAACUGUUGCAAGUCCUUUCUUGAGUUUGGAUGCUAGUGAAGACUUUUCAUCAAUAAAAGCAAGAUUAACCAACAGUUUUCGUAGUGAUUUCAAGUUCCUUUUAAUCGUAAUGGUUGGGGUGAAUAAAUUAUUUCAAUAUAGCUUGUAAAACGAAUAGUACACUUAAUGAUAUAUUUUUGUGUUUGAAAUAUGUUUUAUUUCUUAAUACUAAUAUGUCCUUUUAGGUUUGGACUA
Molecule: messenger RNA, 1426 nt
Organism: Solanum tuberosum (potato)
Lineage: Eukaryota; Viridiplantae; Streptophyta; Magnoliopsida; Solanales; Solanaceae
Product: NADP-dependent malic enzyme-like
Exons: 10
Coding region: 371-1183 (270 amino acids)
Biological process (GO): pyruvate metabolic process; malate metabolic process; proteolysis
Cellular component (GO): chloroplast
Molecular function (GO): metalloaminopeptidase activity; NAD binding; malate dehydrogenase (decarboxylating) (NADP+) activity
Source: RefSeq, a predicted model, not a curated record